Molecule: messenger RNA, 3009 nt
Organism: Microsporum canis CBS 113480
Lineage: Eukaryota; Fungi; Ascomycota; Eurotiomycetes; Onygenales; Arthrodermataceae
Product: von Willebrand factor type A domain-containing protein
Exons: 3
Coding region: 1-3009 (1002 amino acids)
Source: RefSeq, a predicted model, not a curated record
AUGGCGUCUGCUACUGGCAUCCUCUUUGAGGACUUGGAACCGCCAAACCCCUACCUGAAAAAAUCUUGGAUUUCUCUCCCUGUUGGAGUAGAACGACCCGGAUUUCCUUCAUACCUGCCCCCAUCACCUACACCACAAAGACAAGCAUUGCUACCUUCAUCAUCAACCUCUGUUGUGGUCCAUGUUAUUCAGGACAUAGCCAGGACAACUAUCACCCAAAUCUUCAAUAAUGAUAGCCCGGUUAACAUCCAAGAGGGAAAAUAUCAGUUCCCCGUCCCUUAUGGAUCGAGCGUCGUGGAUUUCAGGUGCAGGAUUGGCGACGAUCGGGUAAUCGAGGGCCAGGUUAAACCCAGAGAGAUCGCUCAAGCCGAGUUUGAACACGCUCGUGAAUAUGGUCGCACCGCAGGCCUUGUCGAGCAGGACACUCCUGAGAUAUUCACCACCAAAAUCGGCAAUAUCCCUGCAAACACUACAAUAGAAGCAGAGCUUUCACUCAUCUUCUUUUUAAAAUACAACUUACCACAGAGCUCAUCCACGAUUACCCUUACAAUCCCCACAUAUAUUGCCCCUCGAUAUGGUCAGCCUGAUUGCGAAGUCAAUCAACAUGCUCCAGCACCUGGAAAAUUAUACAUUGCCGUGGAAAUCCUUAAUGCAGACGAAAUUAGCCGCAUUGACUGUGACACUCAUAAAGUGGUUGUUGAAAAGGGUGCUAAACAACAGAUUUUCCAGCACUGGGCAGACUUCGUUGCCGGUAGUCCAGCUGUUCAAAAAUCAUCCACGGCUAGUGUUAAAUUACUACGUGGCUAUACUUGUCUCGACAGGGACUUCGUCCUGCGCAUUUCCACUAUCGCGUCAGCUAAACCUCGUGCUAGCCUCGAGACCCAUCCGUCAAUCGAAGGGCACUCGGCCAUUAUGAUAGAGAUCCCUCCAGAUUUUAUGCUUGAAAGCCAGGAGCCUGUGGACGACAAGGAGAUUAUUUUUCUAGUCGACCGGUCUGGAUCUAUGGCGGGUAAAAUUCAUGGCCUCAUUUCGUCGAUGCAGUUUUAUUUACGAAGCCUCCCCAUGUCCACACUAUUCAACAUUUGUUCUUUUGGUUCAAGCUAUCAGUUGUUGUGGGAACAAUCCAGAGCGUACUCUGAGAUAACGUUAAAUGAGGCUCUGUAUUAUGUCUCUAGCUUUUCAAGUAACUUAGGAGGCACUGAUCUUCUUCCUGCUCUGGAACAUGUUGUUUUGCAACAAAACCAUUCUUCCAAGGAUAUAAUUGUCCUGACUGAUGGAGAAGUUUGGAGAUUGGAGGAAACGAUCCGUUUUGUCCGACUUACGCACAUAGUGUCAAAGAAGGCUAUCAGAUUUUUUGCACUCGGUAUUGGAAACGCCGUUUCUCACGAGCUUGUUGAAGGCAUUGCAAACUCUGGCGGCGGAUAUGCUGAAAUUAUUCCUGCUACUAGUAGUGGUAACUGGGAGGAUCGUCUAGUGGCUGUCCUGAGAGCUGCAUUAUCCGGGCAUGUGACUUCUCUGAGUAUCGAUAUCGAAGGCUUGGAUACGCAGUACGAGCGAAAUAAUACUCCCAUAUCGCGACCCACAUUUCAGAUGUCACCUGGAAAUACUUUGACCUUGAGCCCGUUUGGGAGAAGUCGCAUCUUCAUUUUGGCUGAGAGUGGCCAACUAAACCCUAAUUCAGUAAUCAAUAUCAAAACUACACGCAAUGGCAGAGCGUUUAGUACUGUUGUGCCAAUUACGGUCCUCCAAAUUAGAGAUUCCCUUUUACACAAGUUUGCUGCAAGAGCCCUCCUCCAUGACCUUGAACGUGAAGAUAGCUGGAUCCAGCAAGACAGCCGCAUCCGAGAUAGCUUGUCUAGGGCAGUUUGGACAAAGAAGGAAGGGGAAAGGUUAGGCUCUCAGUGGUCAUUGGUAUCCAAAUGGACGAGCUUUGUUGCCGUGGAGGCCAACUCAGACCAGGCUCUGUUAGGAAUGAUAGUCGUUCCUCAUUAUAAACAACUUGACGGAGACAAAUUUGGCCUUCUCCGCCCAAGAGGUGGACCUACUGUUAAAGCUCACCCUACCGAGCCUCUUCAGGCGGCUAUUUCUAAGAGUUAUAUCUCCCCUAACUCCUCGAGCCCAGCGAUUAAAGAAAAAAAGUCCAAGAGGAUUUCCCGUAGAUAUAGAUUUCCUGAUGAAGAUAUCUCUCUUGAAGCUGCGCCCAGAUCCUUGCGUUCCGAACCCGAUUCUAUGCUUGGCAAUGCGGCCGAAAAAAGUUCUCGAUCUCGAAAAACCGAUGACUCGGUCCGCAGACAUCAGGAUGAAGCCGUGCCUCACCAUUAUUUACGUGCCACUCUCGUCGUGCCCAUCAAGCAAAGCUCUCCUGAGUUCCAUAAACUGGAGCCUCGCAUCCCACAGUUAGAACUGCAGGAACUCCCGAUGAUGGUUCCUUGUUGCGAUCAAAAUUACGAAGAUCAGGAUUACGAAGAUCAAGAACAGAAUACAAUUGAUAUGGACAGUACCCCUAAUCCCCCAGCACAUCCGCUUCCCACAACAAAUUCUGCUAUGUUUGUGCGCCGUAUUGUGUCCUUCCAGAGAGCGGAUGGGCGCUUUGAUUUCCAUAACCUCGACACUGUUGAAAGGAAUAUUGGAUCUGAAGUCUUUGUUAUCAUAGAAGCUUUGAUGGCGGCAGAAUAUGCCUUGGACGUUGCCGUGACAAUUGUUAUUGUGGCAUUAUUAGAGGAAAGAUUUCACGCCAAUAGAGGCCUGUGGCUCCUCAUUGUUCAGAAAGCUAGGGAGUACAUAGGCAUUCCUGAAAACGUUGAGCAUCCAGGCAUGUUGGUCGCGAAGAAUAGUGUGAAUAAUAUCCAGGAGAUCCCUUUGGAGGAGGAGACUGAAGGAGAAAAAAGUUGGAUCUGGGUUAUAGAUCCGGAUUAUGAACCAAGCAAUGAGGCUUUGGGCGAAGCUCAAGAGGAAUCGGAAGAAACUUACAUAGAUGAGACUACUAUCUUGGAUUACUCUUGGUUGUAA